UACAUUAACAUUAGUAACAUUUUAACUCCGGCGUUUUCUGUUUACAGCGACAUAUCCUACAUAGCUGUAGUCAAAAUUGGAAUGAAAAAUGCUGUUAUUAUCGUUAAAGACUAAGGUGGCGGCGCGCCGUCUGUGUCCUCAUUCAUAGACACCGCCUCAGUAGUGCUGGGCAAAGUCCACAUUUCGGGUUUAAAUUUUAAGUUCGCCUGGUUAAACAGUUGAACAGAGCUAGGAUUAUUGCUUAUCCACAAGUCUUGUAUGCACGAGAAAAAAUAAGUCAAUUUUUUGUUAUCGUUAAAAUUACUGCAUAUCCAAUUAAUCUCCGUGUUUCCUAUUGGCACGUGUCCACAUUCACCAAUGAAAGGGGGGUGGACUGAAGGUUUAUCUUAUUCUAUUUUAUGGGCGUUUAGAAACAGCGUAGAGAUAAGUCACUGCUAGGAUUAAUGAUUUAUGAUUAUUCAAUAAUUAACAAGCUGCUGUGGCAUGUCUAAGAGUGGUGAAAAAGACUCAUUCAGUGGUAUUAUUGGGAACACGUGCUCUUUUACAUUUUACAUUUCCUGGUGAGUCGCUUAAUUGAAGCCAGGCUCCUGUGGCCAUGAAUGAAGAGUUGUCCCCUUUGGAUUGCCUGCUGCCUUCAGGCAAACAGAGGAUUGGUCUGAUUAUCCUAAACCAGCCUGUGGAUAAGGACUACCUUCACGUGCUGUGGAGUAAAGCUCUUUUGACGGCGUGUGCUGAUGGCGCUGCCAAUCACCUCUAUAGCGUCACUGCUGGAGAAAAUGACAGCUUUCUCCCCGACUAUAUCAGUGGGGAUUUUGAUUCCAUUACUGCAGAAGUGCGGGAUUUCUUUGCAGACAAGGGGUGCCGGCUGAUAGAAACGAGUGACCAGGAUCUUACAGACUACACCAAGUGUCUUGUCAUCAUGGUGGAGGAGAUCAAAAGACGGAAGUUGCAGGUGGAUGCUAUCGUGACACUGGGCGGGCUGGGGGGCAGAUUUGACCAGGUGAUGGCCACGGUUGAGACCCUCCAUCAUGCUCUGACCAUGACACAGCUCCCACUGUUGGUCAUCCAGGAGACAAGCCUGGCCUAUCUACUGAGACCUGGCAGCCACACACUGGGGGUAAACACAGGCCUGGAGGGGGACUGGUGCGGUCUUAUUCCAGUGGGGGGACCUUGCCUAACAACCACCAGUGGACUCAAAUGGAACCUAAAUAACCAGGCGCUUCAGUUUGGGAAGCUGGUGAGCACCUCCAACACCUACGAGCCCGUGUCCCCCGGAGCGCCCAGGAAGUGUGUGACAGUGGACACGGACCAGCCUUUGCUGUGGAGCAUGGGCAUCCACAAGGAGGGGGCAAUGCUGACAGAAAACAACACCUUGGCGGCUUCAAGUUGUACAGCUUUUGCAGUGUAAGACUGGUGGACUGAUGAUAUUGGGAUCAAUGCAAGGAAGAUAUUUUUGUAGGGUGCAUACAUAAAAAGGUAAACUAUUAGAAAGCCCUUUGUAUUUUACAGCAAUCAAAUAUUUUUAUACAGGAAGACUAAAUUAUGCAUUCUACAACAAAAUAGAAGUGGAAUUAAAGAGCAAAAAUGGGUUCCCAUUGUGUUGUUUUAUUAUUUACACAGUAUAAUAGAAAUGUCGACUACAGAACGUAAUAAAAAUGUCACCCCGCUGUCUUCUGGACGCUCAUCUCCUUGCCUGGUUGGAAUUUAACCACCACUGCAAAACAAAAAAAGCUUUUUAGGUCCAUGGAAAACAUCGCAUUACUACAAUUGCAUCCAUAUUUGCACCACAAAAGCAGUAAUAAUGCAAAAUAAGGAUAUGCAAGGUGUGAAACAAAUGAGGCUAAAUGACGGUUUGAAUGCAUGGCAGCAACUUACACAAUGAUGUUGUUGAUGGGGAUGUGGAUCAGUUUCACGAAGAAGCCGAUGAAUCCCAUGAUGGCGAAUCCAAUAGCCGUAGCCAUUGCGAUUUUCUGGAAUUCUAGAAAACGGUGAGCAGACAUUCAUUAAAACCUCUGAAACCUGACGGAAAUUAAUCAUCAUAAACAACACUGCGAGUAUG
This is a messenger RNA of Dunckerocampus dactyliophorus (ringed pipefish), 2059 nucleotides long. It is a transcript of the gene tpk1, whose product is annotated as thiamin pyrophosphokinase 1. The record is from RefSeq and is a predicted model, not a curated record. The transcript is spliced from 9 exons. Gene Ontology annotation, molecular function: thiamine diphosphokinase activity; ATP binding; thiamine binding. The coding region runs from base 596 to 1408 and encodes 270 amino acids. NCBI's taxonomy places the organism in Eukaryota, Metazoa, Chordata, Actinopteri, Syngnathiformes, Syngnathidae. Gene Ontology annotation, biological process: thiamine diphosphate biosynthetic process; thiamine metabolic process.